UCAAAUGGCACUCGCAAAUAAGCAGUGACUUCCGGAGAACACACCACCAAUCACAUCGCAGCGCGGGAUCAGCGGGAAGGCGGAAGUGAAAUUAAACACGCGAGGGAAAAAGAGCAUGCGCAGUAAGCAGGAGGGUGACUGCUGUGCAAACACUACAUAAUUAUAUGUUACUGAUGUUCAAUGUACUCCAGCAGACGAAGUAAUAGCAUUAUAAGUAAAAGGAGACAGUAAGUUUGUAUUAAUGAUAUAGCAAAACUCGUACAAUUGUACCAGUGACUUAGGGUUGCUGUAGCGGGGACAUUAGCUGAACUCUGCUAUAACUGUAUCAACUCAUACCAUAUAUGAUGUAUAAAGAUGCUAUUACUAUUAUUAUGCAGCAUUUAGACAUGUGGAUUAAUAGUCACAUCAGGGAGCUGUGAGUAAUGUGCUACAAUACUGAACGAUAACACAGUUUUACCGUGGAGAAGGAAUGAAGUAGACGGGAGAUAUUAAAGAAAGCUGUGCAUUUAAGAUAUAUUUUAUGCACAAUAAUUUUGUUAUUUUAUAUAAAGUUCAGAAUGUCCAGUGUUCCCUCGGAUUGCCGAUUUGACGUUACUCAGAGAAAAACACUCUCGCAAUUGCUGGGUUCAAGAUCACACAGGCAGCGAAAGAGAUGCCCUUCAGAACCUCUCCUGCAAGAGACUGUGAUCCAGUUUAUGAGGCACCAUCAGAACCUUGGUGAUCUGCUCCUUGAGGUUACUGGGUCAGAAAGCAAACGUUUAUGUAAUCGUGGCAAUGUUAACUCUGGCGAUCAUAAUGCUAAUGCUCCUGCUGGAGGUUCAUUUAUAGCCUCAGUGAUACAAGAGCAAGCUUUACUGAUGGACCUGCCUUCUGGGCUUUUGUCUGCCCGAGUAUCUGUGGAGAAAAUUCAGCAGAUAGCAUGGCUUGGGGAUACAUCCAGACAUACAAUUAUACUGGAUUCCAUUCAGCGAAGUAAGCUUGUCUGUUUACUGCAGAGUUUACAAGAACUAUUGUCCACCAGUAUGCUCAGCCGACUGCAAUUCAGUGAGGAAAUUUGGAAAGCAAAGGAAAUGCCCAUGCUGGAAGUUGUUUGGCGUUUGCAGAAGAAAAAUAUCGUGAGCCUUGAAGAGCUUGUAACAAGUAAUCCUGAUGUGACUUUUGUGGUAUGCUGGCUUUUCGACAACUUGUGCCUCCUUUGCUCAGGGACUGAAGAUCAACCCGAGCAUCAAGAUAUACAGAGGCAGAUGCUGUCAGAUAUCGUCACUGAAUUAGUUAGAAAUGGAUUUAUGGAAUCGAAUAUUUUGGAAUGUGACCCUAAAGCUCAGCAGUUUCCUCAGAUUUGUUCUGAGGUGUUGAACAGAAUGCUUUUGUGGUUGCUGGAUAACGUGUGUAAGGAAGGAGAAGAAGACGACCCCUCUGUGCAGAAAGCAACUCUGUUCUGGUUGAAUGUGUUUGAUGUGACAUUGUUCCAUGGUAUAGUGUCGCUGGACUUGUUAAAGCAGUUCUUCUACCACACACUAACUCAGAUUCUCACCUUUAAUCCUGUGCUUGAAGCAUCAGAUGCUAUCCGUAUGCAAGGAGAAUGGUGCUUUGCAAAAACAAAGACCCUUCUAACAACUUUGUACAGGAAGCUAUUUGUAUUAUUCAGCGCAGAGGAGUUGGUCAUUCACCUGCGGCAGGUUCUGGAGACCCAUGAGGUGAACUGGCAGAAUGUUCUAUCCUGUGCUUCUACCUUGUUGGUCUGUCAACCACAGACCCAACAGCUAUUGAAAGAACUACUGGCUAAUCUACUGAUUAAUUCCUUUGAGAAUUAUGAAUUGGAGAGUAUAAUCACUGCAUUCCUACUUGUACGACAGGCUGCACUGGAGGGACCAGCAGUUUUCAUUAGCUAUUCAGAAUGGUUCAAGAAUUCCUUUGGGUCUGCGAAUGGUUACCAUGGUAAUAGUAAGAAGGCACUAAUUUUUCUACUGAAAUUCCUGACUGACCUGGUGCCAUUUGAAUCAGCACAAUACUUAAAGGUUCAUAUUUUGCAUCCCCCAUAUGUGCCAUCAAAGUAUCGAGCUCUACUUCUAGAAUAUGUGUCACUGGCUAAAACUCGACUUGCAGAUCUCCAGGUUUCAAUUGAGGAGAUGGGUCUGUAUGAGGAUCUGUCAACGGCUUAUUGUCCUCCUAAGCCCCAGUGUCAAGCUCUGCAGGAUGUUGAAAAAGCUAUUCUAAUAUUUGAAAACACAGGAAAAAUCCCAGCUAGUGUAAUGGAGGCAAGCAUUUUCCGAAGACCUUAUUAUUUGACACGAUUUUUGCCUGCUCUGCUUGCCCCUCGAGUGCUGCCAGUCUCAUUGGAUCCGCGCAUGGCCUUUAUUGACUCCUUGAAGAAAGCAGAUAAAAUACCUGAUAAUAUGCAUGCAAACUACAUUCAUGCAUGCAACAGAGAGAAACAGCGACUGCUUGAAGGUGCUUCUACAUCUGAGGAAAUGGAGCAUCCAAGGGAACCAAUCAAGGUCCUGUCAGCCGCUCUGGAAGAGCUCAGGAAAGUGGCCACCAGUCCAAGCAGAAGUGAUGAUGUUUCUUCUCAGAUUGCUGUAAUCUCUGCUCAGUUGAAAGCUAUGAUAGAUGAUGGUGAUGAUUGCACUGCAAUGGAUAAACCAAUCCAACUGGAUACUGUUGUGGAUACAUUGCAGCCUCUAGAAUUAGAGGUCAGAGACCUCCUAUUGAAGAACUUUUGUCAGAUCUUUCUUACAACUUCAAGUUUCAACCCACCACAGAGGCAAGGUGAAUGGGCCUCUUUGUUUUGUGAAAAAUGUGUGUGGUCACAGAAGACUUCUAUGUGCUGUUCUUCUCAGAGUCCUACAACUCGCUAGCCAUCAGGGUUCUUCUCUUAGUGAUGUCCACAUCUUGGGACUGGCUGGCUUUACCAUUCACACACACAUCUUGCAGAUCUCCCUUUCAGUGGAGAACUCGCAAUCAACUGGCAAAGAGGAAGUGUCAUUUGUUAGCCAUCUAAACCAGUUCCUUACGUGUAGAACGGGG
Pristis pectinata (smalltooth sawfish) is the source of this 3027-nucleotide messenger RNA. RefSeq names its product Fanconi anemia group A protein-like. Gene Ontology annotation, cellular component: Fanconi anaemia nuclear complex. NCBI's taxonomy places the organism in Eukaryota, Metazoa, Chordata, Chondrichthyes, Rhinopristiformes, Pristidae. The record is from RefSeq and is a predicted model, not a curated record. Bases 558 to 2858 code for a protein of 766 amino acids. Gene Ontology annotation, biological process: interstrand cross-link repair. The transcript is spliced from 26 exons.